UUGACGGCGGAGGCUAAAAAAGAUGACCCUGCGGGAUAAACAAACAAAUGACAGGGAGGCUGCUGCUUCGUGACAUUUUUGUAACAUUGCGAAUUUUACAGUCUUUCAAGAGGAGUGAAAGUGACUGGCAGGGGCUAGUCAGCGAGCAUACAACAGUGUUGGUGGGAAUGCCCGUGCCAGCGUCCAUAGAUGGCAUAGACAUAUCGAGGGCUUAAAGCCAUAGUGGCGUAAUCUGAAGCAAAGACAUGAAUAUUAUCACUCAGGUGCAACUGACAGUCUCCCCACCAACAGAAACACAUCCUGUAAUCCAGUGCAUAAUUAACAAUGAUCUUAAAAAGCUCAAGAAAUUACUGAAGGACAAUAAUGUUAAUGGGGUUUACCCCUGUACAGAGUGGAGUGAUUAUAUAACCCCACUGAUUGCUGCUGUUGUAACUCACAACAGAGAUAUAUGUACUUACCUACUGCAUCAGGGUGCAGACCCAAAUAUGCUUUCUCAACUUCUCUGGACACCUUUGCAUUAUGUCUCACUAUCCAAAGCACCACUUUUUUGUGUGUCUCUAUUGCUUGAGGCAAAAGCUAGUCCAAAUGGUUGGAGUCCAACUCCAGUGCAACAACAGAAAUUCACACCACUGCAAAUUGCUGCCUUUGAAGGCAGGGAGGAUGUCAUGAAAAUGCUCAUCUCUGCUGGUGCCCUGGUGGCACUGCUGCCCAUGAAUGAUCCUCAAUGUCUUAUUCACAAUAAAAAAAUAUCUCAGAUGAUUAAUCACCUUGCAUCAAGUGGAGAUAAAUUAUGUGCCCAAGUCAAACAUUUUAUAGAUAUGCAAAUUGACCUUGUUGAAAAAACACCCGAAGAAGUGUUUAAAAUUUUUAGGAGUCACAUGCUGUUGGAAGAUCCUCAGCACCAUCUGACUAUGAUUGAAAUGCUCUUUACUGUUACUGGGAGAGGGAAAGAUAAAUACUGCCAGGGAUGUAUUAAAUGGCUGAAGGAAACUGAAAAUGUGAACACCUACAUUGCAGGUGCAGCCAGUCGCUUUCCAAACAUCCCUAAGACACAUGUAAAGAGUGCAGUUGAUAGUUUAAAUGCAGUUUUCUGCACAAUGGAUGACAUAUCAAAUGAGCAAGCACUGGCUGUAGCUCCCCACCUACUGAAACAGCUUAGCUUAAAAGAGAGACCUGACAUCUGUGAAGCAGUGCUACAAACACUGUAUGUGAUAACACAGAAAACAAAAGGCACAAAGGACUGGCACUUCAACUUUUUGGAGAAGUUAUGCAAAACCAUUGCUCCUUUUGUAAAGGAACAGCACUCCACUAAUAUCAGAGUCUACACAUACGGCAUAUUUGGAAACCUGGUGUCAGCUGAACAAGCAGCUAACAUUUUUACAUCAGUAGGCAUAACUUCAGUGCCUGAAGACAUACUGACAUCUGUGGAAAUGGAGAUGAAUGACAAGCUGAAAGAAGUACUGAGACAUCUCAAAAAUUAUUUGCGCAAACCAAACUCAGAAUGUGAAGGAAAUACAGCCUCACCUGGAGCCGGGAAAAAGAAGAAAAAGAAGAAGAAAAAGAAGGAAAAGCCAGAAAGGCAAGAAGCUGAUCCCACAACAGUUCCUGUUGUGGGAUCAGCUUCAGAUUUAAAGGCUUUUGCCUACAACACCAGUGAAAUAUCAGGAAAGCGAAACUGGCUUCCAGUCACCAAGAGGUGGAAGGAGAAACUGGAGAAACUCGUUCGCACAGAUGAGAGUAAAAUAUCCAGAAUCAGAAGCAUUAUGUAUGUGAAUGAUGCAGAAUUCCGUAUAGCAAAGGGAAGUGAUGGUACUGAAGUCUUCUUGGGGCUGAGAGAUGACGGCACAGAAGUCGCCAUUAAGAGAAUGUCUAAAAGCAACUAUGAAGUGCUGAAGAAUGAGGAAGUAAUUCUACGACAUCCAGAGCUCGAUCUUCCUUAUAUUGUACGAUAUGUUGAUGCUGCAGAGGAUGAGAACUUUGGAUAUCUUUGUCUGCAACUUUGCGAAUAUACCUUGGAAGAAUAUAUCAGAAAUAAUGACUGUGACACACUGAUGUUAAAGAAACUUGUCAAAGAAGUUCUUGAAAGCCUAAAGGUGCUUCACUGUCAAAAUCCUAAAAUUCUCCACCGAGAUCUCAAACCACAGAACGUUUUGAUUGAUGUUACUGGGAGAGCGAGAUUAGCUGAUUUUGGCAUAAGCAGACGUUUACUCAAAGGCCAAACAACUUUACGUACAGGCAGUGCAGGAACCAAAUGCUGGAUGGCCCGAGAGACUUUGGCAGAAGAAUCUGUCAUAUCAUACAAGUCAAACACGGAUAUACAGGUGGCAGGCAUGCUGAUUUAUUAUAUCCUUUCUGGAGGCCAUCAUCCAUUCAGCGAUAGAUCCUUUGAAUGUGAGUCCAACAUUUACUACGGGAAGUACAGUUUGGAUCAUGUUCAAGAUGUGGUGGCAAAGGAUCUCAUCGAGUGGAUGAUCAACAGAGAACAAAAGGACAGACCCAGAGUAGAAGAAUGCUUAAGCCAUCCCUUCUUCUGGACUUUUGAAAAGCAGUUUGAAUACUUGAGAAAGAUUGGUAACAGAGAGGAGGCGGCGAACUGUCGAAGGGCUGAUGAGGAGCUUAUAUAUUCACUAGAAACAUGUGCUGUGGAUGGAUCCUUCAAACAAUGGAAAAAUAAGUUUCCACAAGAGCUGGUUCAGAAGAUGGAAAGCAAAAAAAAGGCCUACCCUGAAAACAUGCUGGGAUUAUUGCGCUUUAUACGCAAUCUCCAUGAGCAUUACCCCAAGGAUGCAGCCCAGAUUGAUGUACUGGCAUUAUUUCCUCAUCUCUUUGGGUGUAUUUACAAAUUUGCCAAGACACAAGGCUGGAAUUCAGAGACACCCCUGAAGGAAAUGUUUCGAAGAGAACACUUUAGCAUUGCUGUUGCGAUGCUGUCUACAAGUACUGAGGAGCCUCUGGGUGUCCCAGUUCAAGAGUCUCAACACAGUGACUUGGAACAAUAAGACAAUUUCAUAAAGGACUAUAGAGUAGGGUCUGACCAAAUUUUUAAGACUGAUACCAAUACUGAUAUUUGGUGAUUUAAAAAAUCCAGUAUCUUGGUCAUCAUGUUUCAGGCAUGAGGUUUAGCUCUGUUAUUUCCCUCUUGCUCACUGGUUAACAAUUUGUCAAUCACAAGCCAAUUAAUAUGCGGCUUCACAGUCAGACCCACCCCAAUACACACACACACACAUGCGCACAUAUAUGUGUGUGUGUGUGUGUGUGUGUGUGUGUGUGUGUGUGUGUGUGUGUGUGUGUCAGCCGAUAUAUCAGCCCAUCCCAAUACUGAUAUUUAGUGAUUUUAAAAAUCAGUAUAUUGCCCAAUAUAUUUUUCCUUUCAGGCACACAAAACAUAAACAGGUUUUCCUGUUGGAAAAAUGAAGCCAAUGCAGAAAUGCUUAAAAAACUGCAUUCUAUCUUAAGGCCACCAGAUGGCAAUAGCUGUGUUUGUUGGUAAAAUGAGCAAGCGGCUUCACAGUCAGACCCACUCAGAUACCAAUAUAUUGCCAAAUGGCUAAUGUGAACCGAUAUAUCAGCCCCACUGAUAUAUUAGUCAGGCUCUACUGUAGAGUCUAACAAGCAUUCAGAGGAAAAACAUAACAGUUACUAGUAGUACAAACAUAGAUGUCAUUGAAAGCAUUAUGGGAUGCUGUGUUCUGUUUAAGCAUGUAGAUGACCACACAACAGAAACCAAACCAGAGAAAUCAGUGUGUUCUUUGACAUAAGGCUUUUAAUGUGGAAGAAAUUUUUUUUUUUUUUUUUUUUUUAUGAUUGUAUAGAUAGAUUUACUCUGCUUUUAAAUUUGCUAUUAUUUAGAUGGCUUUAGUUGUUAGUUAAUUUGCAAAUUAUUACACACAAUGCACACAACAGGAAAAAUUACCUGAUUAAGUUGAACUACAAAACUUAGUAGCUUGGUUUCUCAUAUUGAUGCAUCAUUAUUAUCUAAAAAUGCUAGCAUUGAUGUUACUUAAGAUUUUAAUUUUCUCCUUCUGCCUUUUAACCACAGUACAUUUUUAUUUUUUAUUGUUUUCUUUUUUUAUUGGUAUUCCAGAAAGGAAAAAGAUAAAAUUAACCUCAAUUUUAAAUCUUCUGUUAAAUUCUUUCUCAAAUAGCAAAACUGGGAAAAGCAGGAUUUUUAUUUAUUUUGCAUGUAUGUAUGUAUUUUGGUUUUUGAAAAUUCAUACAGAAACUGCCAAAUAAACACAUGCAUGUAUUAGUAUCAUUUAUACCACAUGUCUGCAACAUGUAUUUUUGAACUCAAGUGAA
Archocentrus centrarchus (flier cichlid) is the source of this 4299-nucleotide messenger RNA. RefSeq names its product probable serine/threonine-protein kinase ireA. The record is from RefSeq and is a predicted model, not a curated record. Gene Ontology annotation, molecular function: protein serine/threonine kinase activity; ATP binding; RNA endonuclease activity. The coding region runs from base 246 to 2999 and encodes 917 amino acids. The transcript is spliced from 8 exons. Gene Ontology annotation, biological process: mRNA processing; protein phosphorylation; IRE1-mediated unfolded protein response. Lineage: Eukaryota; Metazoa; Chordata; Actinopteri; Cichliformes; Cichlidae. Gene Ontology annotation, cellular component: IRE1-TRAF2-ASK1 complex.